Messenger RNA from Linum trigynum, 2129 nucleotides. NCBI's taxonomy places the organism in Eukaryota, Viridiplantae, Streptophyta, Magnoliopsida, Malpighiales, Linaceae. The record is from the annotation of a GenBank genome assembly.
UGCCUAAUAUUCUUCUAUCUAAUUAAUUGUGCACCCAAUUUUUGUGUGAUUGUGUUUCCAUCAAGUUACAUUCAAACUAUUCCUCAGUUGAUAUAUGUAAAACACAGAAGUCAGAACCAUUAUGUCGUACAACUCAAAAAAACCCCUUUCCCAUAUCCCCUUCAUUCUGACGGACGAACCCUAUCCUCCUUUCACCAUCGAAUCAAUUCUCCUACCAAAUUGUCUUCAAUAGCCGAGCUCUGGAUUUUUCCGAGUGCCAUCGCUAUCUAUUGCAUAGUGAAAAUCACAUACUCGAGAGAUGAGGGUAAGGGCAGAUCGGGGGAAAACUCUAUACUGGACUGGAAACACCUGCAGACAAAAUCGAUGGAGAUGGCGGUGCGGAGAUCAGACAUCAGAAAUUGCUCAUGGGGAAGUUAAAUUGGUAAUCGCUAUGUCGCUAUCAAUGAUGAUUUCGUCAUUUUCACAAGCUCCAUGACUCUCAUCUUGCACGCCACCGCCGAAAGCCUGAGUCGAUGCUUAUGAGAAUUAGUCGAACUUGUUGUCUAAUUUUGACGAGUUCUGCAAAAGUGGAAGGGCUGGUGAAAAGAUUUGAUCGGGCUUGGAUGUGACUGGAAGACUGAGGCCCAGGGAGCGAUAACUGAAGGUGUCCACACAUGGUCAGGUAUGGAUUAAUAGUAUUAAUCUGUAUAUCCUUAAGCUGGUGAUAAUUCCAUUCAGCAGCACUAUCUGGCUCAAUUUGCUUUGUCACUUAGUUGUAAUAAGAAAAUUUCCAUGCUUUCUACCCAAAAAAAAAAAAAAAAUUUCCAAGGUUUGAGUGGUGUUGAUUAUUUCGUCGUUGUAUCAUUGCAAUUAAGGUGGAGCUUAAGUAGAGGAUUCUGAACAUAUUAUCACAAGCUUAAGUAAUGCAUCAAUCUUUAAUCUGUUAACGUGGAACAGGUUCAUAUCCUUUCUCUUUCUGGUUUAACCCCGCUAAAGAGCACCAUGCUUAGACCCCUUGAAGAAAGUGUAGUUAAGUUGUUCUCGAAAGUUGCAUUUCUUACAUUCAGAAGUGAACUAGAGCAGGUUAUUGGGUGCAUAAAGAACACUCAAUCUGAGGAUGGAAACAUACACACCUACAGUUUAAGUAUGUUCAACAAACAGAAGGUUGUGGAGGUAAAAUACAACCUUGAAACAAAGGAUAUGGAGUGCAGCUGUAAAAAAUUUAACAGUGUUGGAAUUCCCUGCACUCAUAUGCUAUGUGUGUUGAAAGAAGAACGGGUGAAAAGUCUUCAUGAGAAACUGGUACUUAAACGUUACUGAAAGAACCCAAAGUCAAUAGACAGUAUGCCACCACCACCUAAGUUGGGGGGAUGAUCAUUCUUUCAACACCAGAUAUGGGUCACUCCAGUUCUUGGCUACACAUAUUUUCCUAUUGGGGGCAGAGACUCCUCUAUCUUUCCAGGUUGCUUGAGGGGGGUUGACAGCAGUGAGGGACAAGUUGGAAAUGGUGAGAAAAACUCCAGCUGAAAGGGAAUUAUGGUAAUACCUAAGGAGUUCGAAAGAGUCCUCAACCCCAAAUAAGUGAUGUUCAAAGGAUGUAGAAAAGGAACGGCUAAAAAACAACAGAAGAAAAAGAAGAGGAAGUGUGGGAGAUGCGGUAGAAGGGACGGUCAUUAUAUUAAGACUUGUCCUGAACCCAAAGGCUACGUGCCGCCAGCUACACAAUCUUCGUCUGAUGAAGAGGAUGACGACGAUGAUAUGGAUUUUGCUGACAAUGAUGGAGGUGAUGAUGAAGAUGAUGACGAUGACCAAAGUGGUCGGCCCCAAAAGCUACUUGAAGCAGCGAACCAGCAACCACGAUGCUGAUGUAGAGCCUACGGAAAACACAUCAAAGUUGCAUAAGGUUAUACAACACUUGCUUUCUAAAUUAUCUUCUAUUUGGUAGAGGUAGCUAUCAGUUUAAGAGUUAAUUUCUACUCUUGUAAUAGACUGGGCCACGUACUAGGAGUAGUACUAUGACACAUCAGCAUCAAGGGAAAUCCAAUAAGCAUACAAGUCCUAGUGUUGAGCCAUCUACUCAAUGUUCUGAACGCCAAUCUGAGAGGAUCCAACGGGUUUUUUUUUUGUUAAAAUAAUCUAAUGCAUCCUAA